AUCUGAGAUGCUAUACUUGUGGACUUUCGAAGAGAUUGGGAGUAGGAGCCAUUAAAUGGGGUUUCAGGCAAUGGCUUCACCAAAGGAAGGAGGACAAUCACCAUGGGUUCAGGCUUUGGUUCCGCAGGGUUCUCUUUAUAAUCUUACACUAGAUGAGGUGCAGAACCAGCUGGGAGAUCUAGGGAAACCCCUGAGCAGUAUGAAUAUGGACGAGCUACUUAAGAACAUCUGGUCGGCCGAGGCGAAUCAAUCAUUGGCUUUCUCCAUGGAGAAUCACAGUCAGGCGGGCCCGAAAUCGGUUUCCGUCAUAUAUGGCUUGCCCCAACAGGUGAGCUCAAACCUCACCCACGAAUUGAGCAAGAAGACUGUCGAUGAGGUGUGGAGAGACAUUCAGCAGUUGCAGAGGAAUAAUAACAAUGAGAAGCAAGUGCAAGACCAGCAACUUUCUGUGGGGGAGAUGACAUUGGAGGACUUCUUAGUGAAGGCGGGAAUCGUCUCCGAAGCCGGCACUAAAAAUGGAGGUAGUCGGAAGGGCGUGGAGCAUUUGGAGAUUGGUCAUGGUGGUGGCAGUGCUGCUAGUGUGUUGGGAAUCAAUCCAAUUGUUAGUCAGAAUUUUCAGAGACAGAGCCAGUGGCUAAUCACGUCCUCCAGUAGCCAACAGCUGGUUGAGCCAAGAGACCAAAAUUUGAUUGGUGCUUAUAUGCCUAACCACCCAAUCUCUGCGCCAUUGCCCGCCACCGCUGGUCCAGUUAUGGAGAUGAUGUUUACUGACAACGAUCAAAUGGCAGAGGCACAGUCACCAAACCGGAAAAGGUUUGCUUGUGGUGAAGUGAUUGAGAAAACAGUUGAGCGAAAACAGAAGAGGAUGAUUAAAAACAGAGAAUCUGCAGCUAGGUCGCGUGCCAGGAAGCAGGCCUAUACAAAUGAGUUGGAGAACAAGGUUUUGCGUCUGGAGGAGGAGAAUGAGAUGCUUCGACAGCAGAAGAAGUUGCAGAAUAUUCUGUAUGCAGCAAUACAGCCAGAGCCAAAGUACAAGCUCCGCAGGACCAACUCUGCUCCAUUUUGAUUCUCUGUCUAUUGAACUCCAUUUUGGUUCUGUGCCUAUAACAUUUGCAGAUUCAGAUAGCUUCAGUUGUUCAGAACAUGAGAGACUCCAGGAGUUCUGUCCCACGGUCCGUAGUGUGGUAAGCAGGGGCAUCUUUCUAGUGUGGCUUUUCUGCUUCGUCCUAUGUAAAUCUAUUUACGGCAUGCUGUGAAAUGAAUAUCAAUCUGUCAAGAGAAGUUUGGGUUAAAGUUAA
Molecule: messenger RNA, 1298 nt
Organism: Nymphaea colorata (pocket water lily)
Lineage: Eukaryota; Viridiplantae; Streptophyta; Magnoliopsida; Nymphaeales; Nymphaeaceae
Product: ABSCISIC ACID-INSENSITIVE 5-like protein 2
Exons: 3
Coding region: 56-1066 (336 amino acids)
Biological process (GO): positive regulation of DNA-templated transcription
Cellular component (GO): nucleus
Molecular function (GO): DNA-binding transcription factor activity
Source: RefSeq, a predicted model, not a curated record